Hordeum vulgare subsp. vulgare (domesticated barley) is the source of this 3796-nucleotide messenger RNA. Its product is annotated as putative leucine-rich repeat receptor-like protein kinase At2g19210. NCBI's taxonomy places the organism in Eukaryota, Viridiplantae, Streptophyta, Magnoliopsida, Poales, Poaceae. Gene Ontology annotation, molecular function: protein kinase activity; ATP binding; protein binding. Gene Ontology annotation, biological process: protein phosphorylation. Bases 389 to 3244 code for a protein of 951 amino acids. The transcript is spliced from 11 exons. The record is from RefSeq and is a predicted model, not a curated record.
CCACGGCCCCAAGUUCCAGCAAUGACGUUAAACCGUUCGAAGGCGAAUCAACUCACUGCCUACGUUAUUCACAGUUAUCGCUCUGUGCAACUCGUGGAUAAUCAUGGGCAUCGAGGCUCUACAUUACUACAUUAUCGUAGCUAAUGACAGUUAGAUAGAGUUGGCUUUCAUGCUUAGUUAUUGACAUACUACACUUCUAUAUAGUCUUGAUUGAGGACGUGCGUGCACGUGUUGACAUGGAUGGAGCGCCUAAAAUCAAGCAAAAAAAGAUCGAGCAACAGAACAUAUGAUAUUACAUUUUAACAGACUAUAUAUACCAUAUACAUAUGUGUGUGUGUGUGUGUGUGUGUGUGUGUGUAUUACGCUCCAUUAGCUGCCGGCGUGUUCGAUGGAGGAAUCAAGGCCGCGAGCAAUGUCGGCUUCGCCAUGGCUGUUCCUGCUUCUUCUCUGUGUUUCUUGCGCUACCGGCGUGUUCCAAGCUGGCGCCCAGCCUGACAACAAAGGAUUUAUAACUAUAGAUUGCGGUCUCUCAGAGGAGACAGGCUACGAGCAUAACACCACCAAGCUGUGGAACGCCCCGGAUGCUGCCUUCACCGAUGCGGGCACGAAUCACAUCAUCUCACCCGAGUACGUCGUUGUGUCCAUGGCCAAGAUCUGGUACAGCUUGCGCAGCUUCGCAACCGGCAUGCGAAACUGCUACACACUCCGCUCCCUCAUGCCCGGACUCAAGUACAUGAUCCGGGCCAGGUUCAUGUACGGCAACUACGACGGCCUUGACCAGCCGCCAGUGUUCGACCUCCAUAUCGGCGUCAACUACUGGCAGACCGUGAACAUCUCGGGGCCCAAGGCACCGUACUUAGUGGAGGCUAUCGUCAUCGUGCCGGACGAUUUCGUGCAAGUCUGCCUGAUUAACACCGGCGACGGGACGCCCAUCAUCUCUGGUCUGGACCUGAGGCCACUGAAGAGGACGCUCUACCCACAUGCAACUGCAACGCAGGGUCUAGUCCUGGUUGACAGGCGUAACUUCGGCCCGACCGACGCCAACGCCGUUGUGAGGUAUCCCCACGAUCCACAUGACCGGCUAUGGUGGCCUAAGUUCGACGGGAUAACCUGGGCUAACAUAUCGACAACAGAGAAGGUGGAGAAUAGAGAAGACGACCCAUUCGAGGUGCCCACAGCGGUGAUGCAGACGGCGAUCAUCCCUCAGAACGCCUCCCAAAACAUAGAGUUCUCAUUGUACCCCGAGUUCACCCCUAAAGAUCCCUCGCCGGGGUACAUCGCCAUCUUGCACUUCUCCGGGCUGCAGCGCCUCCCCAGCAAUGCUCUGCAAGAGUUCUAUGUCAACGUCAACGGCGAGCAGUUGUCUAGCCUCAGCUUCAUGCCGUACUACCUCUUCGCCGUCGCCACCUACAACAGCCUCCCCUCCCAGUCCGGGCGCAGCAGCUGCAGUAUCACCAUCAAUGCCACUGCCAAGUCCACGCUGCCGCCGACCAUCAACGCAGUCGAGGCGUUCUCAGUCUUCCCUACCACCAACGUUGGCACAGUCUCCCAGGACGUAUCAGCCAUCACCAAGAUCAAGGCAAAAUAUCAGGUCAGGAAGAACUGGGUGGGUGACCCAUGCGUUCCAAAUACCAUGACGUGGGAUGGGUUGACCUGCAACUAUGGUAUUGCCAGCCGCCCUCCAAAGAUCAUAAGCGUAAACCUGUCCUCCGGUGGCAUCGGUGGUGAUAUAUCGGCUUCGUUUGCAGAUCUCAAAGCUGUUAAAUACUUGUAUCUUUCAAACAAUAACUUGACGGGCUCAAUCCCAGAUGCCCUUUCGCAGUUGACUUCAUUGACUGUUCUGGAUCUAUCAGCCAACCAGCUCAGUGGAUCCAUUCCCUCUGGGCUUCUCAAAAGAGUUCAAGAUGGCUCCCUGAUUCUAAGAUAUGGUGACAAUCCAAACUUGUGUACCAACGGCAAUUCAUGCCAGCCUGCUAAAAGUACGAGGAGUAGCACGUUGGCCAUUUACAUUGCAGUUCCUGUGGCUGUGAUUCUGGUGAUAGUAUUGGUGGUACUACUUUGUUGUUUUUUAAGACGGAAAAAGUCAGGAUCCGUGAGCAACUCCGUGAAGCCACAAAAUGAGAUGACGAUGAGCUAUGCGAUGGUAAACGAUGUUUGUGCUGACAGUUCGUUGCGACUCGAGAGUCGCCGGUUCACGUACAAGGAGCUUCAGAUGAUAACAAACAACUUCCAGCGAGUGCUUGGUCGGGGAGGGUUUGGGUACGUCUACGACGGCUUCUUGGAGGACAGAACCCAGGUAGCAGUGAAGUUGCGGUCGCAUUCUUCCAAUCAAGGAGUUAAGGAGUUCCUCGCGGAGGCUCAAAUUUUGUCCCGAAUUCAUCACAAGAAUCUUGUCUCCAUGAUAGGCUACUGCAAGGAUGGGGAGUACACGGCACUCGUCUAUGAGUACAUGUCUGAAGGAACACUGCAAGAGCACAUUGAAGGUAUGCGAAAUGGAGCAUGUUUGACUUGGACACAGAGACUCCGCAUCGCACUGGAAUCUGCACAAGGGCUAGAGUACCUACACAAGGGGUGCUACCCGGCCCUCAUCCACAGAGAUGUGAAGGCAACCAACAUCCUAUUGAACGCAAAGAUGGAGGCUAGGAUUGCUGACUUUGGCUUAUCCAAGGCCUUCAGCAAUGAGAAUGAAACCCACGUUUCCACGAACACACUUGUUGGCACACCCGGAUAUGUUGAUCCAGAGUACCAGGCGACGAUGCAGCCAACAGCAAAGAGUGACGUGUAUAGCUUUGGUGUCGUACUGCUGGAGCUAGUCACAGGAAAGCCAGCCAUCCUACAGGAGGCGGUGCCCGUCAACAUAAUCCAGUGGGUGCGCCAGCGACUAGCGCGGGGUAACAUUGAGGGUGUGGUGGACGAACGCAUGCGUGGUGGUUACGAUGUCAAUGGGGUGUGGAAGGUUGCGGACAUCGCACUCAAGUGCACUGCGCAAGCCUCGGUGCAGCGUCCCACCAUGACCCACGUGGUGGCACAAUUGCAGGAAUGUGUCGAGCUAGAGAAUGGGCGUGUUGGAGGCAACACAAACAACGGCUUCCACAGCGGUAGCAGCGACGACGACCCGAACUUGAGUUAUGAUGCCUACACCACUGAUCGGUCCACGAGUGUGAACCAGAACAGCACUACAUUUGAGAUGGAGCAUAAUGUUAUCAGGGUGCCAACAAUGUCUACUGGUCCUGCUGCACGUUGAUACUUUUGUGUCAUUGCUAGUCAGUUCUAAAGGCGGCCAUCAAUUCUAUUGUUUUUUCUCCUUGAAGUGGUAUGUGUGUGAUUUCUAAACAUGUUAGAGUUUUCGGAAGUGAGCCCGCAUGUAAAAUUGUUCAUUAGACAUCUGAAGUGUGCUGUUUAUAAAGUUUAAACUUUGAAGGAAGACGUCGGGGUAGAUGCUUAUUGUUUGCUCCCCUUUUGCUUGGUACAACUUGCUUCUGCUCAGUUUUGGAGGGAAAGAGGGAACACAUCUUCUCAGGUUACAGCCUAGUGGUUCAAGUUAUUCUGUUGAAACUCUUCAGCUCCUAGAAGAUUUCAGUUUAAAUGUAAAAGGCUCAGAUUUGUUAUUUUUGUGAACUAAGCAGACUGAGUUGUUUCCUUCCUUCCUCUCUUCACAACAGAGUAGCGGCAGAAAUAGUACGGAGUAGCAGCAGGAAGUAGUACUGAGCAGACUGAAGUGACCUACUGAAUAUGCCUAGUGGUUCAAGUUAAUCUGUUGAAAUUCUUCAGUUCCUAUGACAGUCAGCAUGAACAC